This is a messenger RNA of Pseudoliparis swirei, 1752 nucleotides long. It is a transcript of the gene rad1, whose product is annotated as RAD1 homolog (S. pombe). NCBI's taxonomy places the organism in Eukaryota, Metazoa, Chordata, Actinopteri, Perciformes, Liparidae. Gene Ontology annotation, molecular function: 3'-5' exonuclease activity. The coding region runs from base 49 to 882 and encodes 277 amino acids. The record is from RefSeq and is a predicted model, not a curated record. The transcript is spliced from 7 exons. Gene Ontology annotation, cellular component: checkpoint clamp complex; nucleus. Gene Ontology annotation, biological process: DNA repair; DNA damage checkpoint signaling.
CGUCGUUCUUCGAAACAUGUGAGUUUCUGAAAUACGUAUUUCGCCACGAUGCCUCUGUCAACGGAGUCGCAGGCCGACGAUGAACAGUACAUUUUGGUGGCCAGUUUGGACCAUGCCCGCAAUCUGUCCAACAUCCUGAAAGCAAUCGCAUUCAAAGACCAUGCCAUCUUCAGCGCCACCCCCAACGGCCUGAAGGUCACCGUGGAGGACUCCAAAUGUCUGCAAGCCAACGCCUUCAUCCAGGCGGAGAUCUUCCAAGAGUUCACCAUACGGGAAGACUCGGUGGGUUUCCAGGUCAACCUCACAGUCCUGCUGGACUGCCUUAAUAUCUUUGGAGGAAGCACAGUACCUGGCGUGUCAACGGCCUUGCGAAUGUGCUACAAGGGGUACGGUUACCCCCUCACCCUGUUCCUGGAGGAGGGCGGGGUCGUGACUGUGUGCAAGAUCAACACGCAAGAACCAGAGGAGCCAGUUGACUUUGAGUUCUGCAGCACCAAUGUAACAAACAAGGUGAUCCUGCAGUCAGAGUGUCUGAAGGAAGCCUUCUCCGAGCUGGACAUGACCAGUGAGGUGCUCCAGAUCACCAUGUCCCCCAGCCAGCCGUACUUUAGAUUGUCAACAUUUGGGAACUCUGGAAAUUCCCAUUAUGAUUAUCCUAAAGACUCUGACAUGAUGGAGCUGUUCCGAUGCGACAAGACACAAACGAACAGGUACAAGAUGUCCCUCCUGAAGCCGUCCACCAAAGCGCUGGCGUUGUCCUGUAAAGUCUCUGUGAGGACAGACAGCAGGGGCUUCCUGUCUCUGCAGUACCUGAUCAGGAACGACGACGGACAGAUCUGCUUUGUGGAAUACUUUUGUUGUCCCGAUGAGGAAGUGGAGUGAUGAGUCUGUUGAAAUGACUUCAGGGGCAGCCAUCGGCUGAGAAUGAGUGGGCGAAGUCUUCUAGAUGGGCGCACACUGGUAAUACAGCUGGACUUGUGGGAAAGGGUUCGUUUCAACAUAGCCACGCUCAGCAUUCGCCAACAGUUUGGAGCGUUGCCACGGGAUUAGUGGAAAGUCACCCACGUCUGUAUUCUGUACCUGUGUGUACUAAGACCAUAUGUACACAAUGCCAUUGACAGAUAUGGAAAAUUGUAGUUACUGCAUAUAUUGGAUUAGAAAACAAUCCCCUUUAAUUUCAUGGUUUAUAGUGUUGUCGAGACCACAAUUAGUCCAAAUGUAUAUAUUUCUGCCCCAUUGCACUUGCAGCUGGAUGACGGCCAUAACAUUGAAGCGGUGGUGGUUUGGCUCAAGGUGUCUAGUUUGUGAACAGGUCUGCACUCCAGACCUUCAACUUCUAUGCACAAUUGCCCUUCAUUCUGUAUGUGUAUGCUGACACCUUUGACCACCAGUUCCUGGAAGUACUCAUGAUGCAGAAUGUUUAAAUUGUUUUAUUAUUGAAACCCAACCGGUCACUGCAAAUCAAAAAAAAGGUUAUUUUUUUACAUCGAUGGAAUAUUUCCAUUUAUCAAAAAGGAUGAAGUAAAGUUACAGUUUAGUCUCGAUUAGACCGGCAAAAGACAUUGAACACAACACAAGCAUAUUUUAAAUUCUCAAAAGUGACAAUAAAAUGACGUGUUGCAAAGUUUUUUAACCUAACAAAGUUCAUAAUAUUGUAUGGAGGCGUCACCACAUGUGAGUCGAUAAUAAAUCAAGGCAGCGGUGCGCUCCUCACUUAAGUUGAGCCCUGCGUGCUAUCCUUUGUCUUUUGAA